Messenger RNA from Linum tenue, 1584 nucleotides. The record is from the annotation of a GenBank genome assembly. Lineage: Eukaryota; Viridiplantae; Streptophyta; Magnoliopsida; Malpighiales; Linaceae.
GUCAUUCAAUUCAAUCCCAAUAGUUAGUCUCUUCCCACAAGAGAAAGAAAAAAAAAAUUCCACAGAACUCUGACACCCCAAUAUAAAUUUUGCGCCAAGCUUGCUUGUCCCUUUUGUUCCAUGCACAACCAACAAGAGAACACAACGGAAUCAUUUUCCUCACAUUCUCCAUUAUACAUUGUGUACACUAAACUCCACUACUACUGACAAAGCAAAUAUACUCUGUUUUUCCAAUCCCAAUCCAUGGCUGACACUAAUGAAAUCAGCUCAGAACAUCACCGAUUCGGCCUGCCCGGGUUCCGAUUCCACCCGACCGAGGAAGAGCUGGUCGAAUUCUACCUCAAGAACGAGAUCUUCGGCAAGAAGCUCAUCAGCCUCGACGUCAUCGGCUACCUCAACAUCUACCGUUACGACCCCAGGGAGCUUCCCAGAUUGGCGAAGACGGACGGGGAGAGGGAGUGGUAUUUCUAUGUCCCGAAGGACAGGAAGCACGGGCGGCCGAACCGGACGACGGAGAAAGGGUUCUGGAAGGCGACCGGGUCGGACCGGAAGAUCUGGCGGCUGUCGGAGCCCAAGCGGGAGAUUGGGCUGAGGAAGACUCUGGUUUUCUACCAGGGCAGAGCUCCACGAGGGACCAAGACCGAUUGGGUCAUGAACGAGUACCGCCUCCCUGACUCUUCAGCUCUUCCCAAGUUCUAUUGGACGACGACGCACAUGUCGAGGAGUUUUCUGGUCCAUCGCCGAGACAUUGUCUUGUGCAAGAUCUACAGGAAGGCAACUUCUCUGAGAGUCUUGGAACAGAGGGCAGCAAUGGAAGAACAGCAACAACUACAGCAACAACAACAAUCCUUCAUGAACAGUAACCUCAAUCCAUUAUUAUCAUCAUCAUCAUCCCCUUCACUAGAUACCACCACCAUGUCCAUGUCGCCAGGCCCAUGGGCCACAGCGUCCGGCCCGCUCCAGGACGGCCCACUUCAAUACCCGAACCCUGGGCCUCCCGAGGUUGUGAACCGACACGUGGCCUUUAUGAUGAAGACGGAAGCUGCUGAUAUGUCCACCAACUACGAUGGUGGUUAUUAUGAUGAUGGCGGAAGUGAGGACUACAAAACGGUGCCGUCUGCUGCUGACGUCGUUUCAGCUUCUUGUACGUUGCUGCAGCAGUUCCCACCGGCGGCCGCGGCCGCGGCCGGGGAGGGAAAGGUGAUGAACCAUUGCAAGUUGCCGGAGCUUCAAGUGCCGAGCAAGCUGAGCAGUACGAUGGGGGAUUGGAGCCAGGACCCUUUUUGCUUGAUCAGCCCUUGGCUACAUCAGAACUUGACCCCUUUGGCUACUCUCUUAAACUUGUAAUUAAUUAAUUAAUUAGAUGGUUUAUCUUAGAAGUAAUUAGCCUUAAUUAUGUAUCCGUCGAAACGACCGACCUUGAAAAAUUGUAACAAGUGAAGACACUACACAUCUACAUAUUAUGAUUUUCUAUAAUAAAAUGUAAUCUGGCCUUUAGAUCAUGGGCUUUUUGUCCCAACUUAGGCCCCAAUGGGUUUGUGCCAUUGGACUAGCGUGAUUCGGGCCCAAGCCCAUAAAUCAUAC